This is a messenger RNA of Ictidomys tridecemlineatus (thirteen-lined ground squirrel), 1330 nucleotides long. Lineage: Eukaryota; Metazoa; Chordata; Mammalia; Rodentia; Sciuridae. The record is from RefSeq and is a predicted model, not a curated record.
AUGCACGUCAGCAAAGUUGGAUUGGAUGCUGCUGGCAAGACGACCAUUCUGUAUAAACUGAAGUUAGGGGAGAUAGUCACCACCAUUCCUACCAUUGGUUUUAAUGUGGAAACAGUAGAGUAUAAGAACAUUUGUUUCACAGUAUGGGAUGUUGGUGGUCAAGAUAAAAUUAGGCCUCUCUGGAGGCAUUACUUCCAGAAUACCCAGGGUCUUAUUUUUGUGGUAGAUAGCAAUGAUCGUGAAAGAAUUCAGGAAAGAGCCCAAGUACUGCAGAAAAUGCUUGAGGAAGAUGAGCUGCAAGAUGCAGUGCUGCUGCUUUUUGCAAACAAACAGGAUUUGUCAAAUGCUAUGGCUAUCAGCGAAAUGACAGAUAAAUUAGGCCUUCAGUCUCUCCGUAACAGAACAUGGUAUGUUCAAGCCACUUGUGCCACACAAGGAACUGAUCUGUAUGAGGGACUUGAUUGGCUGUCAAACGAGCUUUCAAAACGUUAAGUGAAACUGGAUAUCUAACCAAGGACACAUUUUGAUAGAAUUGGUCUAGGCUUGUUACAACAAAAUUAGUUUGCAUCUUGGUUAUUAAACUGUAUCUGGGACUGGUUUGGGCAGAAUAUUACAGCGUUUAAACUUAUUGUGUUGCCAAUUAUUGUUUACCAAGUAUAAUGUUGUUCUUUAGCAAUAUGCUUGGUUUUGAAGAAAUUCUUGGGGAAAAAAGUAUCCUCUUUUAAUUUUGACUUUCUUUAAACCUAAAAAUGCCUGGACAUAGCUAUUGUGACACCUUUAAAUAAAUCAGUUUUGAAUGUUUUUUUUUGAGCCCACAACAAAUAAUGUUUAAAAGUUAUCCCCUUGCUACUUUACUGAUACCUGUAUCAUUCCUGGGACAGUCUGCUGAUUUGAACAUGUAGCAUUCCAUUUGUAUUUAUUUCUAUCCCUUGCCAAAAAGAUUUUCUAAUACUGCUUGUACCAGCCAGGGAAAUGCUCCAAAACACUAUUCAGCUCUCUUGCACUGAGGAACUUGACUCCUGGCUUCCAUCAGCCAAACUUCACCUUGGUGUGGUUUGGAUUUGAUAGCUAAUUCUGUGCUGGUUGCAAAGAGUUCAUAUUGAGAUGGCUUUUAAUAAUCAGCAGAUUGUCUUUCUUUAUAUUAUUAUCUUCUUUAUGUUGCAUGUUGCUUUUGGUAUCAGCCUGACUCUUUGCCCAGUAUAUGAUAGUUCUGCUGGUGUUUUGUUUAUUGAUGAACAUGUCUUCAUUAAGAGUUUUUUGAAAAUUCAGCAAACACAAUAAGUUUUCUUCAUAAUCCAUUUGAAAUUAUUCCUAAUAAAAUGAUAAAAUA